Funneliformis mosseae is the source of this 197-nucleotide messenger RNA. Lineage: Eukaryota; Fungi; Glomeromycota; Glomeromycetes; Glomerales; Glomeraceae. The record is from the annotation of a GenBank genome assembly.
AUGGUUGAUAAUGAUACAAGACUGAAAGAGUUAACUGUAUAUAGUUAUGAUAUUAGAUUGAAGAAGAAACAAAAUACUCGUUUAAUGAAAAAUGUCAUUCUUAUAGAUUUACAGGAGAAUAACCUUCAUUCUUUGGAUGUAUAUAUCAAAACUAUUAAUACCAUUGUGAAUGUCUCAUUUAUGCAGCAAUAUAUUCA